CUCCACGUUGGACUUUGCGGUGCUGGUAUCGGUGGUCUCGCCGCCGCCAUUGCGCUCUGCCGCGCGGGCGCCCAGGUCACAGUCCUCGAGCAAGCGUCCCAGCUGGGUGAAAUCGGCGCUGGUAUCCAGAUGACCCCCAACGCUGCGCGACUCCUCAUCAAGUGGGGGGUCGCUGAUGUGAUCGGCGAGAACCUCGUCGAGUUCGAGGAGUUGAACAUGCGCCGGAGAGAUGGCACCAAGGUCGGCUACACCAAGAUGAUGCCGAACAUUCGGAGGGAUCUGAAAUACCCCUGGUGGGUGGUGCACCGCGCACAUCUGCACGAGGGUCUCGUGAAGAUCGCCGAGAAGAACGGAGCCAAGCUGCUCAUCAACUCCCGGGUGGAGCACAUCGACUUCCAGGACGGCAAGAAGGUCACCGUCACCACUCAAGCCGGCAAGAAACACACCUUUGAUUUCCUGAUCGGAUCCGAUGGUGUCAACUCCGUCGUGAGAAAAACCCUCUUCCCUGAAGUCAAGCCCGCACCACCAACCAACAACUGCGCAUACCGAGCCAUCGUCCCCUACUCCCAGAUCAGAGAGGACCCUGUCGCCAAGGAGCUGAUUGACAAGCUGACCAUGGAAGUCUGGAUGGCCGACAAAUCAUACAUCAUCACAUACCCUAUUUCCGCUGGAAAGGACUUCAACCUUGUCCUCUCCCACCACAUUGACCGCGCCAUUGAUAAGGUCGAGGACAUUGACAUGAACGACUUGAGAAAGGAGUACGCCAACUACGAUCCUAGAAUUAAGCGCAUUGUGGACAUGAUCCCCGAGGCGCAGCGCUGGCCACUGCUCGUCACCGGCCCUCUCAAGUCUUGGAGUUCACCUCAGAAGAACGCCGUGUUGAUGGGAGACGCGGCACACUCCAUGGUCAACCACAUGGCUCAGGGAGCUGCCACUUCGAUGGAGGACGGAGCCUUCCUCGGACGCUGCAUUGCUCAGGUUGUUCGAGGCCGUAUCACUCUCGCCCAAGCUGUCGCCAUCUACGAGAAGGCCCGUAUGCCUCUGGCCUUCCAGAAGCAACAGGUCUCAUUCUUGAACGGUGCCAUCUGGCACUUGCCAGACGGACCUGCCCAACAGGCACGGGACAAUGCGAUGAAGCUGGAACUCGAGGGCAAGCCCUUCUUCCGCAGCCCCAACCUGUACGGAGACCCAACAACCGUCUUGUCGGUGUACGCAUACGAUGCAGAG
Messenger RNA from Amorphotheca resinae ATCC 22711, 1227 nucleotides. RefSeq lists its product as hypothetical. Lineage: Eukaryota; Fungi; Ascomycota; Leotiomycetes; Helotiales; Amorphothecaceae. The annotation marks the transcript as partial. The transcript is spliced from 2 exons. Gene Ontology annotation, biological process: secondary metabolite biosynthetic process. The record is from RefSeq and is a predicted model, not a curated record. Gene Ontology annotation, molecular function: monooxygenase activity; FAD binding.